UGGCGCCGGAACACAUUCGCAAGUUACCAUAUUUCAAACGCUGUAGUACAGUAAGUGAACGCCGCUUUAGCGGUGCAGAUUAGUUUAAAAGGAUUUCCAAAGAAGGAAUCGGAGGAAUUUAUCCGAAACGAGAACGUUUGCUUUCCCGCAACAUGCCAAACACGGCCUAGCAUUCAGACUGGGAAGAGGGGGCGGAAUAUGGGGAAGAAGGAAAACGAGACUCGUUGGAGACACUACAAACAAAGGAGAGACCCGCUGCCCUCAAACAACACAUAACGGACAAAACACCGAAGAACUAAACGAAACAACUGUGUUUACCGCUAACAGAAGAGUGUUCGUCAUUCACGUAGCUGGAAAGAGGGAGAAAAGGCAGCUGAAGAAGUUACCGGACUAUUUUGUCAGCUAUUUGCCCCGAAAGGAGUCUUCGAGGCUAAACCCGCUGUGCGAAACACUUCCACAUAUUCGUGUCAGUCAGAGGACAGUUUGGUGGAAAAUGGGGGAGCAGCCACUCUUCAGCGCAAAGGCACAUGUCUUCCAAAUUGAUCCAGCCACUAAGAGAAACUGGAUCCCUGCCAGCAAGCAUGCUGUCACUGUCUCAUUCUUUUACGAUGCCAGCAGGAGUGUAUAUCGCAUCAUCAGUGUAGGAGGUACCAAGGCAAUUAUAAACAGCACCAUCACACCUAACAUGACCUUCACCAAGACGUCACAGAAAUUCGGCCAGUGGGCAGACAGCAGGGCGAACACGGUGUAUGGCUUAGGCUUCGCCACAGAACAACAGCUUCAACAGUUCUCAGAACAGUUCAAAGAAUUUAAGGAAGCAGCACGGCUCGUCCGGGAGAAGUCCCAAGAGAAGUUUGAGUUGAUCAACGCUGGUCUAAACAUCGCUGCCCCACAGCUGUCUCAGGGGCUUUCUGAAGACCGCCACUCUCCGCCACCGCUUCUGUGUGUGAAUGGCCCUGGGGAGGACAAGCUGUUCCGCAGCAAGAGUGCAGACAUUGAGCAGACUUCAGAGAAGGAACAUGUUAAAAAGAUGCUUUCUGAGGGAUCGGUAUGUGAGGGGAACAUGGAAGCUGAGCUGUACACUCUACAGGAGAGUAACAGUAAGCUGGUUGCAGCACUCCAUGAAGCCAACUGCAGCAUCGAGCAGUGGAAGAAACAGCUGGCCGAGUACCAAAAAGAGACGGACAGGCUGCGUGAGAAGGUGGCAGAGUUGGAGGCUCAGAGUGGUCAUCCUGCUUCUUCUGAGAAGAGUAAUGAGGAGCCCUCCCACUCAGUAGAAGAGAUGGAGGCCCUUAUAAAAGCUAAAGAUGAAGAAAUUAACACUCUACAGUGCAAGAAAUCAGAUUUUGGGGAGCUGGAGAAAGAAAGGGAAGAUGUUCAUAAAAGAAUGCAGGAGCUGGAGGAGAAGAAUGCUGAACUGGAGCAGCAGGUCCAGAGAGCAGAGCAGACUCUGGCAUCCUCCCUGGAUGCACGUCAGCAGGCGGAGAGUGAAGUGCGGAAGGUCAUUGAAGUGCUGGACCUCAAGAUUUUUGACCUUAAUGACUUACGACAGAAUCUGGCCAAACUUGUAGAUAAGUAACAGCCAUAACGUCAUGUUUGGUGAAGAUCUAUGACGCUCACAAAGGCAGCACUUACAGGAGCAAUCUUACACCCCACUGAACUCUUCUUCAACAGCCAUUGGCUAUGGGGAAUAUUGCUAUCCAUGCAACUUGAUUGGCAAGAAUUGCUUAAACGUAGCCAUGCAAGGUUAAGCUUGUGAAUAAAUCAGUACAUUCUUAUGAAGCUGGUUAAGCUGCACUUAAUUCCUUAGAGCAGAGACAUGGCAGCUGACUGGGGCCUGCAAAUUUUGCAUCAGCAAAAACAUCCCAGAACAAAGGCUGUCAUAAUCUUGCUUCUCUGUUUUCAUGGUGGAAAGCACAGAGCAUUUCUUUCUUGUAUCAGGUGUCUUUUUGCUGUGUCUCUAGUCAUCAGCCCCCUGAUGAGUCUGUAGGGAGUUAUCUAUAAAACAGUGCCUGAGCACACACAACUAGAUUAAAGAAGUGGAGUAGAAACUGAAGGAGCGGAUCCACGUGCAGCAAGCAUUAUCCUGACGGGUACGAAAGAGAGAGGCUGCAAGCGAAUGAAUCUGAUGAAAGAUAGCUUUUCAUCUGAUUGCUGUUGUUCUGUAGUGGUGGUGUUUUUCUCUGUACAUAAAUUGUGUUUUGUCUGUAUGUCCUAUUAGGUAAUUUUUCUCUUAAAAGCACAAUGCUUAUCUUUAAAGCACAUUCACACUAUUGUGCAAAAGUCAGAGACCACCCCAAAUUUAUUUUAUUUGUUGUCAAAAUUGACAUUCCUUUUUUUAUAAGAUAUUCCAGAGAAGAUUAGAUAGAAGACAUUUCACUUACAUAAGGAAGGGGAACCUCAUAGGAAAUAUAAAUUUAAAAAGUCAGUCAUACUUCAGCUUCACUGUGUGUUUGAGAUUACUUGUGUCAUGAAAAGCAGAGUGUAAUGUAACCAACUUCUAAGACUGAACUGGGGUGUGGAAACCUGCACAGAGAUUUUCUUUGAAAAGCGAGGCUCAAAAAAGAAAUGGAAAUUGUAAUAGAGACAAAGUGUGGAACUUGAUAUUAUAUUUAGGUGCUUCUGCAUAAUUUUCUGUUGCAUAUAUGGUUUCUGUUUUCAUGCCUGAUGCUGAAUAAUGAAUAGCUUGUACUUAAUGACUGGUUUGACUGGAUGUUAAAUAAAUAAAGGGUGGUCUCUGACUUUUGCACAGUACUAGAUCACAGCUGGAGAGUCAAAGGUUUGCAUUGGCUAGAUUUACAUAUCUGUAUAAAUCUAAAUGGCACUAGCAUGAUUCUGUUAGGACAUAUAAACAUAGUGAUGGUAUAUCAUGUCUGCUGAUAAUGAUUGAAGUAACCCACAUGAAGUGUCUGAAGGAAUGCAAUAGGCCUCUUUAUGGAAUUUAGGGUAGUUCAUUUUGUAGCAAAAACUAUGAAGGUAACCACUAUGGCAGUAUUACAGCUAAAACACUAACCACUAUAAAUGAAAACACUAACCACUAGUUGAAUUAUUUUUACCGUCACUGUUGGCUUAUGUUCGCUAUUAUCCUUAUUGUCUUAGAAGCUGCUAGGAUGUGUGUAGAUGGAGUUUUAUGAGAAUUCUUGCGGUAUUAAAGCAUUGUCUUCGAAGGCACCAUAAUAAGUCUAGUGCUGGAGAGAUUAUUUUAAAGUGGAAGCAGAGUGUUCCUGUAAAUUGGAUUGGCUAGUUUUAGUGGGUAUUAUACACAGAUUGCAUCUGACUCUAGCUACUUUACAAUGGUACUGCAAAAAUGCAACAGCCUAUAGGUACUAUGCUAUAACACAUAAUAGUCUCAUUAUGCUAUAACACACUAAACGCUUCAGUCAAGGAGCCAAGCAUCGUCGUAUUAACUUCUUUAGUGAUUCAGCUUUGUUCUCAGCACAAACGUUCAGCUGGCUAGUGGAGUCUUUGUUGCCCAGAGUAAAAAAAAAAAAAGGUGCUAUUACAACAAAAAGGUCAGUAGAUCUCAUCUAUUUAUUGGCUUCAACUUAAGCACAGCUCUAUAAAGCUGUCCAGAGCUGCCUACUGGACAAGCAUCUGCUAAGCUAAAUUUGGUACUAUUGAUAAUACAAAUUCACACUCCUUGCUGAGCAGAACUUUUUGUUCCCCUCAACAGGGCUUUUGCAUAAAUGUUAUUUUUCUAAUGCUUGAACAUGCUGUAUAUUGUGAUUUUUGUAUUGAUCCACAAUAAAGAUUCCAGCUUUACUUUC
Molecule: messenger RNA, 3767 nt
Organism: Pygocentrus nattereri (red-bellied piranha)
Lineage: Eukaryota; Metazoa; Chordata; Actinopteri; Characiformes; Serrasalmidae
Gene: homer3b
Product: homer scaffold protein 3b
Exons: 10
Coding region: 494-1579 (361 amino acids)
Biological process (GO): regulation of store-operated calcium entry; G protein-coupled glutamate receptor signaling pathway
Cellular component (GO): cytoplasm; plasma membrane; postsynaptic density
Molecular function (GO): G protein-coupled glutamate receptor binding
Source: RefSeq, a predicted model, not a curated record